Messenger RNA from Perognathus longimembris pacificus (Pacific pocket mouse), 1784 nucleotides. RefSeq names its product CUE domain containing 1 (gene Cuedc1). The record is from RefSeq and is a predicted model, not a curated record. The transcript has 11 exons. Lineage: Eukaryota; Metazoa; Chordata; Mammalia; Rodentia; Heteromyidae. Gene Ontology annotation, molecular function: ubiquitin binding. Bases 67 to 1440 code for a protein of 457 amino acids.
GGACGCGCGCGCCGCCAUCGGUGGGACCCAGCUGGAUCCAGCCGUCAAGAUGCCCCGCGGGUGUGGAUGACCGAUGCCCCGCAUGCCGCCACCUCGCUAGGACCAGGACCCCUCCCGAAGGGGCUGCCCGGGGCCUCCCCGCCGCCAGCGCGCGCGCUCUCCAUACCCGAGCCCGGGCCUGGCGCUGGAGUGAGCUGCCCGCGCCCGCCGAGCAAGCAAGCCGGGGACGCCGCGCGCGGGCACCGCUCGGCUGGCCUGCAGGAGACGUCCUCCAGAAUGACCAGCCUGUUCCGCCGGAGCAGCAGCGGUGGCGGGAGCGGUGGGAGCGGGGCCGCCGGGGCGCGGGGCCCCGGGAGCGGGGCCGGGGGAGGCAGCGCCGCCGCCCCGCAGGAGCUCAACAAUAGCCGGCCAGCUCGCCAGGUGCGGCGCCUGGAGUUCAACCAGGCCAUGGACGACUUCAAGACCAUGUUCCCCAACAUGGAUUACGACAUCAUCGAGUGCGUGCUCCGCGCCAACAGCGGCGCCGUGGACGCCACCAUCGACCAGCUGCUGCAGAUGAACCUGGAGGCCGGGGCGGGCAGCCCCUACGAGGACAGCUCCGACUCCGAGGACAGCAUCCCUCCCGAGAUCUUGGAAAGGACUCUGGAGCCCGAUAGCUCUGACGAAGAGCCCCCGCCUGUGUACUCUCCGCCGGCCUACCACAUGCACAUGUUUGACAGGCCUUACCCUUUGGCUCCCCCAACUCCACCUCCUCGGAUUGAUGUGCUGAGCUCAGGACCCCCUGCAAGCCAGAGGCGCUACCGGAACUGGAACCCACCUCUGCUAGGCAAGCUUCCUGAUGACUUCCUGCGUAUCCUGCCCCAGCAGCUGGACAGCAUUCAGGGUAACCCUGUGAGUGGAGAGGGAGGCAUACCUCCUGUUCCUGCACCAAUGACUAGUGACCAGGACAGCCGCUGGAAGCAGUACCUGGAGGACGAGAGGAUUGCACUGUUCCUGCAAAAUGAGGAGUUCAUGAAGGAACUGCAGCGCAACCGGGACUUCCUCCUUGCACUGGAGAGAGAUCGCUUGAAGUAUGAGUCCCAGAAAUCCAAAUCUAGCAGUGUGGCUGUCGGAAAUGACUUUGGCUUUCCCUCUUCAGUCCAAGGAACCAGUGAUCCCAACCCUGCUGUGUCUGAAGAUGCCUUAUUCAGGGACAAGCUGAAACAUAUGGGAAAAUCCACCCGGAGGAAGCUGUUUGAAUUGGCCCGGGCCUUCUCGGAGAAGACCAAAAUGAGGAAGUCAAAGAGGAAACACUUGCCAAAGCAUCCAUCCAGUCUGGGGGCUGCUGCGUCAACAGCCAACCUCCUGGAUGACGUUGAGGGACAUGCUUGUGAUGAAGACUUCCGAGGAAGGCGGCAAGAGGUGUCCAAGGUGGAGGAGGCACUACGGGAAGGACAGUAAGAGGUGCCAGCGGCUCCGCCUCGCCAGAGAUGCUCUGACCCAGUGAGGGUUGCCAGACAGCAACACCGGUACCCAGCUGAAGGGCCCAGCUGCAGCCGGACAGAUGGUGCUUGCAUAUGAAGGCCCGGGGCUCUCCGGCCACAAUCUCUGGCCACAGUCCAGCUCAGCCACUGCCAUUUACUGCAGGACUCGGAACUUCAGGGUCAUGAUCCUGAGAUUGGAGGAGGGGCCUGGGGCCCCUAGAGGCAGCAGCCAGUCACAGCCCCUUUUAUAGCCAGGCUUUUCGGUGGGCAAUGAACACAUAUGCAGGAACCACCCCUUCCCUUCUUUAAAGGAAAAACAAA